Messenger RNA from Parastagonospora nodorum SN15, 516 nucleotides. RefSeq lists its product as hypothetical. The transcript is spliced from 3 exons. NCBI's taxonomy places the organism in Eukaryota, Fungi, Ascomycota, Dothideomycetes, Pleosporales, Phaeosphaeriaceae. Bases 1 to 516 code for a protein of 171 amino acids. The record is from RefSeq and is a predicted model, not a curated record.
AUGUCUACAGAGGUGAAAGAUUACAAACUUUGCUAUGUUGAGCAUCUUUUGCAAUCGCAAGGCUGCUGUCAUCUCUGCAUGAUCGUGCUCUCUUCUCUGCCGGAAGAAUCAAAGUCAAAGCCGAUGGCCAUGGUGAUCUUGUCUGCGGUCCCCAUGGAUGAUUAUGGGAUCGACAGCUUUCCGUUAAGGGUUCAAAUAGGAGAGACGGAAUCAGAAUACUGCAAAUGGGAAGCCUUCGCCAGUCCCUUCCUCUUCUUGAGAACUCACAACAGUUUGUCGCGCCCUUCAAGCUGUACGAAACUGACUGAUCGAGGCGUAGCUGGACAGGAAGAUAUGUUCGACGCCCCAAAACUUGUCCACAACUUACGGAUCAAAUGGCAAGUAUCCAACGAGAAUUAUCCAGAUUACCUUGGACGGUGUGAGGCUGUUCCAGGGUGGAAGAGUUCGAAAAUGCCAUACCACUUGACGAGCUUCCACGAAACUUCAGAGAAGCGAUUCGCAUCGUCCGUUAUCUAG